CAGCUGUGUUUGCAUCUAACGGUACUGCCAGGCGCUCAGUAAUUAAUGGCUGCCAUUUUGAUCAGUUUCCCAGUCUGCCAGAAAAAUGCUCUUCAUUUGAUGUGUGCCUGUGGUAUAUUCCCUUGACAUUUUUUGAAAAAGUUUCACAAGUGCUGUUCUAAGAUGAAGAUGCACUGUGUAAUUCUCGUGAUAACAGCUCUGACUGUCCCGUGUGUUGUUGCUGUUCCUAAAGUGAUCACCAUCGGAGCGGCGCUGAGCUCGGAGAGAAACGAGGACAUCUUCCACGCGGCCGUGGCUGGUCUGAAUAAUCCCCCGCUCGACCCCAACGUCUACUUCAACUCCACGGCCAUUCCGAUGGACUCAAAUCCGAUCCGGUCGGCCCUGGACGUCUGUGACAAACUGCUGCCUCAGCGAGUGUUUACCGUGAUCGCCAGUCAUCCCAACUCAUCAGACCAGUCUCCCAUCUCCGUGUCUUACACUUGCGGCUUCUACCAGAUUCCAGUUAUUGGAAUAGCAGCCAGGGACAGUGCUUUCUCAGAUCAGGUAGUCCACUCCACGUUUCUGCGCACUGUCCCUCCACUGUUCCAGCAGGCUAAUGUGUGGAUUGCCCUCCUGCAAUACUUUGAGUGGUCUCAAGUGAUCCUAAUCCACAGCUCAGAUGAAGAGGGCCGCGCUAUAUUAAGUCAGUUUCAGACGUUAGCAGAACCACUCAACAUUAAGCUGGAGAAGACGAUCAAGUACACUCCGGGCGAGAGAAACUACUCCGGUCAGCUGAGUCAGAUCAUCAAGGCUCAGUCACGGGUCGUUCUCCUGUCCGCAACACUGGAGGAUGCUGAGACGAUCUUUGAUGACUCGGGGAAUCUGGGGCUGAUAGGAGAAGACUUUGCCUGGCUCGUCACCGAACAGGCUUUUGAUGCAUUUAAUGCACCUGUCGGUAUUUUGGGUGUCCACCUGAUAAAUGGGACUAACGAGGAGGCGCACAUCCGUGACAGUGUGUCCGUGAUCGGUCACGCCUUCGUGAGGCUGCUUAAAGACAGGAACAUCACGGACGACCCCCCAGCCCAGUGCAAGGACAUGAAGACCUGGAGAGACGGGCCGACCAUUGUCAAAUAUAUACAGUCGACACGGCUGGAGAAUGGAGUUACUGGUGUGGUGACGUUUAAUGAAGUAGGUGAUCGCAGUAACCCGGUUUACGAGAUUCAGAACAUCAACCAGUACGACAAAACAGUGGCUAUCGGCUUUUAUGGAGACACAAAGCCCAUCGUGGAGCCACUGCGGAUGGACAACCAGAUCACGUGGCCGGGAGGAGUGAUGACCAAACCUAAAGGACAGAAACUGUCGAGAAACCUAACAAUUGUGACGAUAGCUGAGAAGCCGUUUGUGGAGACUCACCUGCCAGUGAACGGAGUGUGUGAGAAGAAAGGUCCCGGCAAGGAGGUGUUCCACUGUCUACAUGAGAAUAGCACCACAGGUAAGGUGACAGAAUACUGCUGUACAGGCUACUGUAUGGACAUGCUGGCUGCGAUCGCCAGUGCCGACCAAGUAAAUUUUACAUUCACCAUUCAUCUCAGCAGAGACGGACUCUAUGGAUCAUUUGAAAGGGUGAACGGCACCAAGGAGCGGCAGUGGAACGGGAUGGUUGGAGAGCUACUCAAGAAGCAGGCAGACAUGAUAGUUGCACCACUGACCAUCAACCCUGAGAGAGCCAAGUUCAUCGACUUCACAAAACCCUUCAAGUACCAGGGGCUCACUAUCCUUGUGAAAAAGACCCGGAAAGACUCCAGCCUCGGUUCGUUCCUGCAGCCGUUCCAAGACACGCUGUGGAUUCUGGUCGGUCUGUCUGUCCACGUGGUGGCCCUCGUCCUCUACCUGCUGGACCGUUUCAGUCCGUUCGGCCGCUUCAAGCUGGCCAAGAGCGACGAGACGGAGGAGGACGCCCUCAACCUGUCCAGCGCCAUGUGGUUCUCCUGGGGCGUCCUGCUCAACAGCGGCAUCGGGGAAGGCACCCCGCGCAGUUUCAGUGCCCGAGUUCUGGGGAUGGUGUGGGCCGGUUUCGCUAUGAUCAUUGUGGCUUCCUACACUGCCAACCUGGCAGCCUUCCUUGUCCUCGACCGGCCCGAGACACCAAUCUCGGGAAUCGAUGACCCUAGACUUCGGAAUCCUAAUGACAAGUUCAAGUAUGGAACGGUGAAAGGAAGCGCUGUCGAGAUGUACUUCAAACGCCAGGUGGAGCUGUCGACCAUGUACCGCACUAUGGAGGACAAAAAUGCACCAGACGCAUCCACAGCCAUUGAUCGUGUUAGAACAGGAGACCUGCAGGCAUUCAUCUGGGACUCUCCUCGACUCGACUACGAGGCAGCACGUGACUGCGACCUCGUCACCGCGGGGGAGCUGUUCGGCCGGUCCGGACUCGGGAUCGGUCUGCUCAAGAACAGUCCCUGGACCCACGCAGUGUCUCUCGCCAUCCUCAGUCUCCACGAAAGUGGUUUCAUGGAGGAACUUGAUAAUGUGUGGAUCCUCGCAGAGAGCAGUUCGGACUGUGAGUUACGGGACUUGGCACCGGCCACCCUUGGACUUACAAACAUGGCAGGUGUGUUUAUGAUGGUUGCUGGAGGUAUUGUGGCGGGCGUGUGUCUCAUCUUCGUAGAGAUAGGGUACAAACGUCACCGUGGGUUGAAGGACAAGGAACUUGAGCUGGCUCGCAACGCCGCCGAUCGCUGGAGGGGAAACAUUGAGAAACGUCGAACGCUGCGUAAAACUCUAGAAAAGCAGCGUGAACAGCAGCUGCAGCUGAACUCGUUGAAACAGCAGACAUCUGUGAACAGCACCAGUACGCCCGUCCUCAGACGAUCGUCCAUGUCCGAGGCGUCUGGCAGCCGUGUGUACAUACCGGCCAACUUCACUCCCACACACGCCUGCUCCGACAGCCAGGACACAGACGUCUGGGGCAGACCACCGCAAAACAAUGAUUUCAACAUUAUCUAAUUCUUACAAUGAUUUCAACAUUAUCUAAUUCUUACAAUGAGUUCAACAUUGUCUAGCUCGUACAAUGAUUUCAACAUUAUCUAGUUCUUACAAUGAUUUCAACAUUAUCUAGCUCUUACAAUAAUGUCAUCAUUAUCUAGCUCGUACGAUGAUUUCAACAUUAUCUAGCUCGUACAAUGAUUUCAACAUUAUCUGGGUGUAUACUACCAAAUCAAAUCCCAUAGACGACAAUAGUAACAUAUGUGGCUAAAACUCCUACCUGCAACGUAUCAACCGACAUAAACGCCACGGAUAUAAAUACUACCACCCCUU
This is a messenger RNA of Gigantopelta aegis, 3297 nucleotides long. RefSeq names its product glutamate receptor ionotropic, NMDA 1-like. The record is from RefSeq and is a predicted model, not a curated record. Gene Ontology annotation, biological process: monoatomic ion transport; ionotropic glutamate receptor signaling pathway; chemical synaptic transmission. NCBI's taxonomy places the organism in Eukaryota, Metazoa, Mollusca, Gastropoda, Neomphalida, Peltospiridae. Gene Ontology annotation, cellular component: neuron projection; synapse; NMDA selective glutamate receptor complex. The transcript has 18 exons. Bases 163 to 2985 code for a protein of 940 amino acids. Gene Ontology annotation, molecular function: NMDA glutamate receptor activity.